This is a messenger RNA of Symbiodinium natans, 2214 nucleotides long. The record is from the annotation of a GenBank genome assembly. NCBI's taxonomy places the organism in Eukaryota, Dinophyceae, Suessiales, Symbiodiniaceae.
AUGGCUAUGGAUUCCAGCGGAGUCGGGCUGGGUUUUGCAGAAGCCACUGCCGCACUGCAGGAGCACUUGGACUGUGAGGAGAGGCAUCUGCAGAAGAUGCGGCGGCAAAUGGAGGAGGACUUGGAUGCCAAACUUCCAUCAAAGGGCGAGGAGGAGAAGAACUGCCCCACUCCAUCGGCACGGGAUACUGUAAGGUUGAAUGUUGGCGGCAACACCGGCUUCACCACCAGGCGUGACACUUUGACGGCAAUCCCAGGUUCUCGCCUGGCGCUUCUGUUCUCUGGCCGAUGGGAUAAGGCACUGCGACGGGAUGAGAAUGGCAGGGUGUUUCUGGAUGUGGAUCCUGUUCAGUUCAGGGCCUUGCUCGCAUGGCUGGUCGACUUGAAGCGUCUCGAGCCAGACACGCCUGCACCAUCGCCUCCGGUCGACUCCCUUCCUCAAAGCUACCGUGCCGGCUUUCUGUCAUUGUGCAGUUACCUGUGCUGUCGUGAUGCGUGCAUCAGCCAGAAACAAAUUUCAGAGUUGACCCACGAUGAACUGACAAGUUCUGUGCAACCUUUGCAGGCGCUUCGUGAACUCAGUGACAGCACCUUGGUCUCCCGUGACCAGGUCAAGCAGCUAAACACCUGGUUGAAGGCAACAGGCAAUGUUACCGGGGAGCCUUCCCUCAACCUCCUUUACCGGGCAUCGCGGGACGGCUUCAGUCACCAGGCCUUCCACCAGAAGUGUGAUGCGCAAGGCCCCACGGUGCUGGUGGCCCGAAGUGCCGGAGGCCACCUCUUCGGGGGGUACACGGAGACACCCUGGGACUCUUCCGUGGCCGGUGGCCAGUACAAGCCAUGCACGGAGUCCUUCCUCUUCCGCUUGGCGGGCCCUGGAACUGUCCAGCCGUCCAAGCACAAGAUCUUUCAGAAUCACCCGCAAGGCAUCUACUGUCAUCCAGGUCAUUCAGCCACCUUUGGGGGCGGUCACGACAUGCGUGUCUACCCUCAAGGGGCCGCAGCCCAGGUGGCUUUCAGUAUGGGGAACACCUACAGCAGUGCCAGCCCGCAGGGCAAUUUUACUUUCCUGGCCGAGACCCAGCAAGCCGUGGUCACCGACGUCGAGGUCUUUGCAGUCGCGGGCUACAUGGAUCUUCGAAGUGCAUCGCAGAGCCUCCUAUCCCACGCGAAGAAGCUAAAAACAGAGCUGGAGCCGUCAGAGCAAGAGCUGCUCGACAAAGCAUUGGCAGUGUGCACAGCUGCACUCGACCAGGGAAAUGGUCUGUUGGCUGCCCAAGCCAGCAUGUCUUCUUGGUGCGCCGCGCUUGAUGAGGAAGCACAAUUUCUGGCUCAAUUCAUGGGCACGCCUUCUGACAUAGUGUGCUUGAACGUUGGUGGGCAGCUCGUGUCGACCUUGCACUCAACCUUAACAUUCUUCAGCGACUCUGCUCUCGCGAAAAAGUUUGCAGAGAAUUGGACUCUUCAAGAUGAAGAGGUAGUGGAGGGGGGGAUCUUCUUCGACGAGGACCCCGACUUGUUUCAAGUUGUUCUCCUGCACCUACGUCUGGGAAGGCUUCUGGGUAACACCUUUUCUCCGAAGCUUCCAAGCGGAAAGAGAGCUCCAUGGCUGCGACUGCUGAAGUACCUGAACCUGCAAACUGUCAUCAAGGAGUCCUGGGACUCUGACUUGCUGGCAGGGGAGAGUGAGCGUGACAAGCUUCUGUCAAUGCUCUGUGAAUCAACGCCUGAUUCUACCCGAGAAGUUUCCCUCGACCUCCUUUACCGGGCAUCGCGGGACGGCUUCAGUCACCAGGCCUUCCACCAGAAGUGUGAUGCGCAAGGCCCCACAGUGCUGGUGGCCCGAAGUGCCAGAGGCCACCUCUUCGGGGGGUACACGGAGACACCCUGGGACUCUUCCGUGGCCGGUGGCCAGUACAAGGCAUGCAGCGAGUCCUUCCUCUUCCGCUUGGCGGGCCCUGGAACUGUCCAGCCGUCCAAGCACAAGAUCUUUCAGAAUCACCCGAAUGGCAUCUACUGUCAUCCAGGUCAUUCAGCCACCUUUGGGGGCGGUCACGACAUGCGCGUCUUCUCUCAAGGGGCCGCAGCCAAGGUGGCUUUCAGUAUUGGGAACACCUACAGCAGUGCCAGCCCGCAGGGCAAUUUUACUUUCCUGGCCGAGACCCAGCAAGCCGUGGUCACCGACGUCGAGGUCUUUGCAGUUACGAGGCAGUGA